Molecule: messenger RNA, 2655 nt
Organism: Musa acuminata subsp. malaccensis (wild Malaysian banana)
Lineage: Eukaryota; Viridiplantae; Streptophyta; Magnoliopsida; Zingiberales; Musaceae
Product: phospholipase D alpha 1
Biological process (GO): phospholipid catabolic process; phosphatidylcholine metabolic process
Cellular component (GO): plasma membrane
Molecular function (GO): D-type glycerophospholipase activity; calcium ion binding
Source: RefSeq, a predicted model, not a curated record
UUGAGGCAAUCAGCAACAGUAAGAAGAAGACAAAGGGAUGGCCGGUGUAGUUAGGAUUACCGCUUCCUCCGUCUUCCAUGGCAUCUUUGGUGCUCUUAACAACAAGCACCAAGGCGCAGAGGCACCCGCCUUGCUCCAUGGUGUGCUUGAAGUUACCAUCUACGAGGCCAAUCAUCUCCACAAUGUCAUUGAAGGCUUGGUUCUUCAGGCUGCUGAGAGUGUACAAGAAGCUUUCAAGGACAAGCUUGCUCAUACCAGGCUCUUCGCGGCCGUGGAGAUCGGUGCUGCGACGGUGGUGAGGACGCGGAUGGCUGAGUUCCAACCCGACAACCCAAAAUGGAACCAGUCCUUCCGCGUCUACUGCGCUUAUACCUCUCCCUAUGUCGAGAUCUCCGUUCGAAACCAGCUCCAAGUUGCACUCGCCAUGGCCGUGGGCCGGGCCAAGAUCCCCGCAUCCCAGCUACUCACCGGGGAACCAGUGGAAGGCUGGUUCGAUCUCUUCCACGACGAUGGCCUCAAGAUGCACAACGCGCAGGUCCAUGCCGUCCUCAAGUUCACACCUAUCACCGGCGACCCAUGUUGGGACGUGGGGAUCUCGAGCAGCUUCAGUGGACUCUCCAACGCCUUCUUCCCCCUGAGGACCGGAUGCGAGGUCACUCUGUAUCAGGACGCCCACAAGUCCAAUCAAUUUCGUCCGGCCAUCCAGCUCGCCGGCGGGAAAGAUUACCAGCCUGCAAGGCUGUGGGAGGAUAUCUACAAUGCCAUGGUGGAGGCCAAGCACUUCAUCUAUGUAACUGGGUGGUCGGUCAAUGUCCACAUCGAGCUUGUUCGCGACCCGGAGCGCAUGAUCCCAGGAGCAGAGGCCGUGACGCUCGGGGAGCUACUGAAGCGAAAGGCCGAGGAAGGGGUCACCGUCUUGGUCAUGCCGUGGAAUGACCGGACCUCCUUGCCCAUCCUGGAGGAUGUCGGGAUGCAGUUUGUAGAUUUGAUGAAGACUCACGACGAGGAGACGUUCAAGUUCUUCAAAGGAACAAAGGUGAAGUGCUUCCGCUGCUCCCGGAACGCUGACCCCUCCCUCGCCUUCGUUCAGAACGGAGAGCUCAAGUUGAUGUUUUCCCACCACCAGAAGACGGUGUCCCUGGAUGCUCCCUCCGGCGACGGAGCUAGCAAGGUAGUUAGUUUUGUCGGUGGGAUCGAUCUCAGUGACGGCAGGUAUGACGAUGAAAACCACACGCUGUUCGGAAACCUCUCCACCACCUACCUCGAUGACUUUCUACAACGCAACUUCAAGAAUGCCGACCUCCACCAUGGCGGCCCGAGGGAGCCAUGGCACGACGUACACUCCAAGGUCGAAGGCCAGGCAGCUUGGGAUGUCCUCACCAAUUUCGAGCAGAGAUGGAUAAAACAGGCUCCAAAAGAGUUGACGAAUUAUUUGGUCAACGUCAGGGAGCGGCCACAAAUCUUCCCUAUCCCCUCAGACUCCGCGACAGCAGAAUCAUGGAACGUACAAGUAUUCCGAUCCAUCGAUGAUGCUUCGGCCAUUGGAUUCCCUCCCGACCCAUCUCAGGCUGACAAGAUGGGACUGGUGACCGGGCAAAACGUCACGUUCGAGCAGAGCAUCCAUUCGUCAUACGUCCAAGGCAUCAGAAGGGCCAAGAGGUUCAUCUACAUCGAGAACCAGUACUUCUUCGGGAGCUGUGCUUCAUGGGGGGAACACCAAAACUGUGGCUGCUCGAACCUGAUCCCCAUCGAGAUUGCUCUCAAGAUUGCCAGCAAAAUCCGCAAUGGGGAAAGGUUUGCGGUUUAUAUAGUGACCCCCAUGUGGCCGGAGGGAAUACCGGAAGGGAACACGGUGCAGGCCAUACUGCACUGGAACAGGCUGACCAUGGAGAUGAUGUACAGCAUCGUGGCCAAGGCUAUAGAGGACAAAGGCUUGGUUGGAAAGGUGAACCCUGGUGAUUACCUCAACUUCUUCUGUUUGGGAAACCGAGAGGAAAAGAAACCUGGAGAGUACGUUCCACCGAAGAGCCCGGCGCAUGGCACGGACUACUGGAGAGCCCAAACCAACCGGAGGUUCCUCAUCUACGUUCACUCCAAGCUGAUGAUAGUUGACGAUGAGUACGUGAUCGUGGGAUCUGCAAACUUAAACCAGAGAUCCCUAGCAGGUGACAGGGAUAGCGAGAUCGCGCACGGAUCGUACCAACCAGCGCAUCUUAAUGGAUCGGAUGGUCGAGCCCGUGGAGAAGUCCAUGGCUUUAGGAUGUCACUGUGGUACGAGCACUUCAUGAGCUACUGCGCGGACACGAGCAUCUUCCUCGAUCCCGAGAACUUGGAAUGCGUGAGGACGGUGAGACGGUUCGCCGAGGAACUGUGGAGCAAGUACGUGGGGGAAGAGGUGGUGGAUCUUCGAGGUCACCUGCUUCCAUUUCCGGUCCUGGUUUCUGAAGCUGGGACGUUAUCAGAUUUGCCCAAGGAUGGACGCUUUCCGGAUACGAAUGCUUCCGUGAAGGGGAAGCGAUGGGUGCCCACUCCACCCCUCACAUCUACCAGCCGAGUCACUGAUUUGCUUACCACCUGAAAGUUUUAUCUGUUUAUCUUUUACUGUCCAAUAAAUGGUUAAAAUCUGUGCUGGUUUACGGUCAGGCGUCAUUCUCU